Molecule: messenger RNA, 458 nt
Organism: Aethina tumida (small hive beetle)
Lineage: Eukaryota; Metazoa; Arthropoda; Insecta; Coleoptera; Nitidulidae
Product: B2 protein
Exons: 2
Coding region: 1-396 (131 amino acids)
Biological process (GO): sensory perception of smell
Molecular function (GO): odorant binding
Source: RefSeq, a predicted model, not a curated record
AUGAAGUUUGUUGCGUUCGUGGUUGCAUCAGUUUUAGCCAUUUGCCAUGGAGGCGUAUUAAACGAUGAACAAAUGGCUAAGGCCAUGAAACUCCACGAGGAGUGUCUGAAAGAGACUGGAGCGGAUCCGGCAAUUUGCCUGAAAGCAAAGAACGGCGAGUUCGUUGACGAUCCGAAAUUGAAGGAGCAAAUUCUGUGCUUCAACAAAAAAGCUAAUUUCCAAAACAGCGAUGGAAAAUUCAACAUAGACAUCAUCAGGUCCCACAUAAAUCAGGUGCUCAAAGACGAAAAAUUAACUAACUCUCUAGUGGAUAAGUGCGUGAAAGAUUUGGACACACCACAAGAAAGUGCAUUCCAAGCGGCGAAAUGUUUAUAUCCUUCUGAACAUAAGCUUUGAGUAAUUCGAUGUGUGAGGCUGUAGAAAAAUGAAAAUAUUACUAGAAUAAAUGUAUUUGAUUA